Messenger RNA from Ruditapes philippinarum (Manila clam), 9462 nucleotides. RefSeq names its product lambda-crystallin homolog. The record is from RefSeq and is a predicted model, not a curated record. The transcript is spliced from 6 exons. Gene Ontology annotation, molecular function: NAD+ binding; oxidoreductase activity, acting on the CH-OH group of donors, NAD or NADP as acceptor. Lineage: Eukaryota; Metazoa; Mollusca; Bivalvia; Venerida; Veneridae. Bases 119 to 1093 code for a protein of 324 amino acids. Gene Ontology annotation, biological process: fatty acid metabolic process.
AGAUGGUUGUAAUGCUGUCACCGUUCAGGAAAAUAGUAAAUAAAAAAACUAUAUGAACUUGAAAUUCUAGAAAAUAUACUGAUUAAGAAAAGUUGUCAGCGAAAGUGAUCCGUUUGAAAUGGAAGACGUAGACAAAAAGAAUGCGAAAGUGGCCAUUAUUGGAAGUGGAAUGAUUGGGCGGAACUGGGCUAUGAUAUUUGCUGGGGCUGGCUAUCGUGUAUGUUUAUAUGACGUUGAACCAGGUCAAGUUAGCCGGGCACUAGAUGCCACACAGCAUACACUUGCUGGGUACCAGGAGAAAGGUCUUCUAAGGGGUCAGGGGAGUGCCGUAGAGCAGACAGAGAGAAUAAAGGGCACAACAAAUCUUCAGGAAUGUAUUAGUGGUGCUUUUUAUGUUCAGGAGUGUGUACCAGAAGAUUUGGAUUUAAAGAAGAAAGUAUUUGGACAGAUAGAUGAUCUAAUGGAUGAUGAUACAAUAGUGGCAAGCUCUAGUAAUUGUCUAACAGUCUCCAUGUAUGCUGAAGAUUUCAAGCAUAGACAGAACAUGUUAGUUGCUCAACCAGUAAAUCCUCCAUAUUUCCUACCCCUAGUAGAGAUAGUUCCUGCACCGUUUACAUGGUUGAAUGUGAUACAGAAAGUGAGGUCAUUGAUGGAAGACAUCGGUCAAUCACCUAUCACACUGAAGUAUGAGGCUCGAGGCUUUGCCCUCAACAGAAUACAAUAUGCUUGUAUAAAUGAAUGCUGGAAUAUGUAUAAGCAAGGAUUGUUGAGUGCGGAAGAUAUCGACAGAGUAUGUACAGAAGGCCUAGGGAGAAGAUAUGCUUUCAUCGGACCUCUAGAAACUAUGCAUCUUAAUGCACAUGGUGUCGAGGACUAUUGUCAAAAAUUUGCCCAAGGUGCCUACAAUGUACAGCAGGAAACGUUCCACCCACUUCCUGUUCUCUAUGACCUAAAGACUGCCAAAAACGUGCAGGAAGAACUUGAGAAAAGAGUGCCAUUAGAAAAACUGCCUGCACGUCGUGCAUGGCGUGAUAACAUGUUAGCUGGCCUAGCAAAAUUUAAAGCUGAAUCAGAAAAAGAUGACUUCAAGUGAUUGACUUACUAACUAGAUGCAAUAAGAUAUGUAACGCAGGAUUUAUGCGGUAGAUAAUAAUCUAUAAUGCAGUUCUAUAUCAAAACUAUAAAGCUUUGCUUGGCUUUAAUAACUAAUUAUUUUAAAGCUGUAGUGACACUAUUUUAAUAACUUUUAAUAAAUAAUGUGCCAUUGUGAAGUCAAAUCUAAUAUUGAAGUAAUGUUGAAAAUAUUUCUGGAACUUUCAAGACUUUUUCGCAUGCAUUUCCCGGUCUUAUAGACGCUUGCUUUUUAGUUUACGCAUGCGCCUCAGUGAGUCCGAUUGUGAACAAAGGGAAGAAAAUCCUGCAUGUAUAUUUAUGACUGGUAAGUUUAACUUAUUCAUAAAAUUUUAACUUGAUUAUAAUUUUUAGCUCACCUGACAACGAAGUGGUCAAGGUGAGGUAUAGUUAUGGGGCUAUGUCCGGCAUCCAUCGUCGUGCGUCGUUCGUCAUCAACAAUUGGGUUGUUAACAGUCUAGCAGUCACAGUUUUGAUUGGAUCAUUGUCAAACUUUGUCAGAAUGUUUGUCUCAAUGAAAUACAGAUCGAGUUCGAAGAUGGGUCAUCUCCGGUCAAAAACUAGGUCACAGGAGCUAAAAAUAGAAAAACCAUGUUAACACUCUACUGGCUGCAGUUUUGAUUCAAAAUCUGGAAAUUUGUCAGGAAGGUUGUUUUAAUGAAUUCUAGGUCAAGUUUGAAGAUGGGUCAUAUCUGGUGAAAAACUAGGUCACAGGAGCUAAAAAUAGAAAAGCAUGUUUACACUCUAGUGGCUGCAUUUUUGAUCCAAAUAUUCUAAAAAUUUGUCAGGAAGGUUGUUUUGAUGAUUUCUAGGUCCAGUUCAAAGAUGGGUCAUCUCCGGUUAAAAACUAGGUCACAGGAGCUAAAAAUAAUAAAAAAAACUUGUUAACACUCUACUGGCUGCAGUUUUGAUCCAAAUAUUCUGGAAAUUUGUCAGGAAGGUUGUUUUGAUGAUUUCUAGGUCAAGUUCGAAUAUGGGUUGUCUCCAGUCAAAAAUUAGGUCGCAUUGUCCAAAUAUGGGAAACCUUUUUAACACACUAGAGGUCACAUUUUUAACUCAAUUGUCAUCAAACUUGGCCAGGAUGCUUGUCUAAGACAUUGCUUGGAUGUGGUUGAUGGGUCAGGGGAGCGAUCCAGGGCCAUCAUGGCCCUCUUGUUUCAGUUUUGAGGUGAUUUCUAGACUUGUUUUAUAUGUAAAUUUUACAUUUACUUUUCUCAUGUUACUGUCUUUUGUUUAAGCUUUUUGAUCUCUGAAAUUGCGUGGAGCAAUACAGGACCUUCAGAGCCCUCUUGUUAAUUGUUAAAUGUGAGCAAGAAAGUUUGAACUGCGGAACUAUUAUGCUAACUCAAGUGCUUACUAUAAAAUCAGCAAUAAGUUUGGAUUCAGGGCUGUUUUAUUCAUGUUUAUAUUGUCCCGGUGUAGAAAAGUUGUAACCUAGAGCUUCUGUUUUAUACAUUGAAGUGUAGAAGUUUUUGUUAUCACAUGAUAGGGUGAUUUUCAUAUGAAAUAUAUAAAUGUUAUUAUAAUUGUUUUGACAUGUCUAUUUUUAGAUGUACAUAUAUAAUACAUGUAUAUUUUAACAAGGAUUUUAUCUUUUUCCAUUUGAAAUAUGUUUAUCAUCUUAUUUUUGAUUUGAUUUAAUGCUCAUUUUCUAUAAAAAGAACAAUUUUAAUUAAUUAUUUAAAAAACUUAAGUUCGAUGUUUCUGUGUAUUUUCAUUGUAAGACAUUAUAUUAAAUUUUAACUGACUAGGGAAAAUACUCAAACUUAUGAUAUUUAUAAUCGUGGCUUCAUUGAACGCCGCCUUUCCUUGCUGAUCUUGUUUAUCAUAAUAAUAAUAUUAUUUUACCUAUCACAUUUAAUUUGUUUUCACGUUGUACUCUAUAUAUGUUGAAUGUUCAAAUAACAGACAUUAACUGGGUAUAACUGUGUAGUAAUUUGGUUAUGCACCAAAUAUUCAUAUUUAUUUUAUGCUUUCCAGUGUUUUACUGUAAUAUAUCUGAUAAACCACGAGUGAAAUUUAUAAAACAUAAUUUUCACUGUAGCUGGACUAUAUCUGAAUGCGGAUGAAAAGAAUAGAAUAAUGGGCAAAAAUAAAUGCCGUCUUAAGAAAUUUUGCAUCUUUAGGAAAAGAAAGUCGAUGUCAUCAUACAUCAUGUUAAAAAUGUAACAAAAUUAGAGAAAUUUAACAGAACUAUAUUUCAAACAUGAUGAUGUGACGUCAUGAUGUAAUGACGUCAUAAGGGAGAAUGCUCGACGUUAUGCAGCAAAAUCAAUAAAAAGUACUUAAAAUCACUUAAAAAGCAUGAAAUCAAAAGAAAAUUUAUUUGUUUAACAUAUAAGAAUGAAAUAUAUUUCAUUCGUGAACACCGGCUUUUUUAUUUUCACUCGUGGCUGUAAUGUUUCUUGUUUUUAUGUACGUAUGUUUAGUAUGUUUAUUAUGGAUACGGAGUUCAGUAAUUCACAAAUGUGAAUAGAUUUAAGAAAGAAUCUCAGAACUGGCUAGUGGCGGGAAUCGCCUGUCUGUAAAUAAGAACUGCCCAUUCAAACAUGAAUGGAAUAGUACUGAUAAUAUAAAGGUCAAGGUAAAAUAAUCAUGCAGGUUAAACAGAUAUCGUUACAUUUCCCUCUUCUUGAGAAUUUGAAACUCUUUCAAUAUACAAUGUCUAUUAAAUAUGUUUGAUAAUAAUUUAACAAUAACAUUUUUAUUACAUGAAAAAAUGAAUAAUAUAAAUGUUUAAGCUGUUUCAACAAACUUUAUCAAUGAUGAAAAUAUACAUUAAUUCGUGUAAAUAAAACACAGGUUUAACAAAUAAAUGAUAAAAGUUCAAUCACAUUUUUUAUGUUCUCUGCGUUAUUGUUCAUUUGUUACUCCAUUUUUCAUCAAAGUAUCUUUUGUUCUGUUUUACUUCCCUGCCUGAUGUUCAUUGUGGUAUAAGGGUUGUUUUGGCGGGGCUUGUCAUUGCACUCAGAGGUUAUAGCGUGGUCAGAAUUAUUUGAUUCUGGAAAGUUACUAAUAUUGGGAUUCAAUAAGGGGUUAUGGGGAGGUGAUUCUUCUAAGAUUCUAGGUGAGAAUUCUUGCAUUUCUGGAAAGUUUUCCUUUGUUUUGUUCAGCUUGACCCUGUUUCUGCGGUAAAUACCACCUGUUUUAGUUUGCAUUGAAUAGGAGCGGUCAUCGUGUAUUUCUAUAACUUGCUGGUUCCCAGUGAUUUUUAACUUGAUGCUGUUUAUACUCAUUUAGUUUUAAAGGGGGAAGUUUGUUCUGUCGGUUUUAUCAUAGCAAGAUUUUUGUUUUUGUUUGAUAUCUUUCAUUUUUUAGCUCACCUGUCACAAAGUGACAGGGUGAGCUUUUGUGAUCGCUUUUCGUCCGGCGUCCGUCCGUCCGUCCGUAAACUUUUACUUUAAAUGACAUCUCCUCAUAAACCACUCAGCCAAUUUCAUCCAAACUUCACAGGAAUGUUCCUUUGGUGGUCACCUUUAAAAAUUGUUCAAAGAAUUUAAUUCCAUGCAGAACUCUGGUUGCCAUGGCAACCGAAAGAAAAAACUUUAAAUAUCUUCUUUUAAAAAACCAUAAGAGCUAGAGCUUAGAUAUUUGGCAUGAAACAUCUUCUAGUGAGUGUCUACCAAGUUUGUUCAAAUAAAAGCCCUGGGGUCAAAAUUGGCCCCGCCCCAGGGGGUCAUUGAUUUUCCCUAUAUGCAUAUAGUAAAAACUUAAAAAAUCUUCUUUUAAAGAACCAAAAGAGUUAGAGCUAAGAUAUUUAGCAUGAAACAUGUUCUAAUAAGUGUGUACCAAGUUUGUUCAAAUAAAAGCCCUGGGGUCAAAAUUGGCCCCGCCCCGGGGGGUCAUUGUUUUUCCCUAUAUGCAUAUAGUAAAAAGUUAAAAAAUCUUCUUUUAAAGAACCCAAAGAGCUAGAGCUAAGAUAUUUAGCAUCAAACAUGUUCUAAUGGGUGUCUACCAAGUUUGUUCAAAUAAAAGCCCUGGGGUCAAAAUUGGCCCGCCCCGGGGGUCAUUGAUUUUCCCUAUAUGCAUAUAGUUAAAACUUAAAAAAUCUUCUUUUAAAGAACUCAAAGAGCUAUGGCUAAGAUAUUGAGCAUCAAACCUGUUCUAAUAGGUGUCUACCAAGUUUGUUCAAAUAAAAGCCCUGGGGUCAAAAUUGGCCCCGCCCGGGGGUCAUUGAUUUUCCCUAUAUGCAUAUAGUAAAAAACUUAAAAGAUCUUCUUUUAAAGAACCAAAAGAGUUACAGCUAAGAUAUUUAGCAUAAAACAUGUUCUAAUAAGUUUUACCAAGUUUGUUCAAAUAAAAGCCCUGGGGUCAAAAUUGGCCCCGCCCCGGGGGUCAUUGAUUUUCCCUAUAUGCAUAUUGUAAAAACUUAAAAAAUCUUCUUUUAAAGAACUCAAAUAGCUAGAGUUAAGAUAUUUAGCAUCAAACAUGUUCUAAUAGGUGUCUACCAAGUUUGUUCAAAUAAAAGCCCUGGGGUCAAAAUUGGCACCGCCCCGGGGGUCAUUGAUUUUCCUUAUAUGUGUAUAGCAAAAACUUAAAAAUCUUCUUUGAAAAAACCCAAAUAGCUAGAGUUAAGAUAUUAAGCAUGAAACAUCUUUUAGUGAGUGUCUACAAAGUUUGUUCAAAUAAAAGACCUGGGGUCAAAAUUGGCCCCGCCCAGGGGGUCAUUGAUUUUCUUUAUAUGUGUAAAGGAAAAACUUAAAAUCUUCUUUGAAAAAACCCAAAUAGCUAGAGUUUAGAUAUUAAGCAAGAAACAUCUUCUAGUAAGUGUCUACAAAGUUUGUUCAAACAAAAGCCCUGGGGUCAAAACUGGACGGCCCCAGGGGUGUCAUUGUUUUUAACUAUAUGUGUAUUAUUAGUAAAAACUUUAAAAAAAUCUUCUUUUAAAAAGCCCAAUGAGCUAGAGCUUAGAUGUUUAGCAUGAAACAUCUUCUUAUGGGUGUCUACCAAGUUUGUGCAAAUAAAAGCCCUUGGGUUAAAUUGGCCCUGCAACGUUGGAGGGGGGGGGGGGGGGGGUUGGGGGCCUAUAUACAGGUGAGCGACCUCAGGGCCAUCAUGGCCCUCUUGUUUUAUUUAUUAUGGGGUCGAUGCUUUGGGGCUUCAGUUGCGCAUAAGUGACCGGUAGAAUUGAUUUUGUUCUUCUACCCAUUAAUAGUUGGUUUGGUGAAAAGCCAACUUCAAGGUGUGUAUUGCUAUAUUCUAGAAUAGACAAAUAUGGAUUUCUAUGGCUUUCCUGGGCUUUUUUUGAAUAUUCUUUUGACAAUAGAUACUGUUUUUUCAGCGAGACCAUUACUGAUAGGAUGUUUCAUGUGAAAAACCCAUUCCCUCGCAAAAUCUGAGAAAUUUUCUGCAGAGAAUGGCGGGCAUGCCAGGUCAAAACAAAGCGUCUUUAGCUCUAAUAUUUUUGUGUAAUAUCUAGUAUGCUGAAGUAUUUUGAAUUAUUUUCGUGACGUCACGUCAUCAAAAGUUCGCAUAGGAUAAUGUGGCCUUCGUAUAGCGUCAUUCAGGUUUUUAGGGUCAAUACAUAAACUCAAUUACCCUGUUUUCUUCUCAACUAUCACAAGGGAAUUAGGUUCUGUUACUUUUGUAAUUAUGCCCUCUUUCUCCAUGCGCUGGAGUUCAGUUUUUAAUCUAUCUCUUAAUGCCUCCGGAACUCUGCGGGGAGGAUUAAUGAUAGGAAUUGCAUCUGUCCUAAUGUGCAAUUUACUUUCACCUGAAGGGGCGUCCGUGGCCGAGUGGUUAAGGUCGUUGACUUCAAAUCACUUGCCCCUCACCGCUGUGGGUUCGAAUCCCGACAGGGACUUUGGAUUCUUUCAUGUGAGGAAGCUAUCCAGCUAGCUUACGGAACGUCGGUGGUUCUACUCAGGUGCCCGUUCGUGCCUGAAAUAAUGCACGGAAGGGCACCUGAGGUCUUCCUCCACCAGUAAAGCUGGAACGUCGCGAUAUGACCUAUACUGUGUCGAUGUGACGUAAAACCCAAAACAAACAAACUAAACUUUCACCUGGAAUGACCCCGAUGCCUUUAAAUACAUCUCCAUACUCUGAUAAGAUCUUUUGUAUAUCAAGUGCUGUGGAGGUUUCUACUGAGUAUGUCAAUUGUAUCUGGUUAAGGUUAACAGAUGUUUGUAAACUAAGUAGUGGGACGGUGUUGCUAUCUACAAUAUAGCAAUUUGAUUGACACACUCAUUUGCAGGUUGAGCGUGCCACAUACAGGUAACCUGUUUCCAGUGUAUGAGGUCAAGUGACUACUGGGGGCUCAAGAGGGUGAUUUAUGUUGAGUUUCUUGAGCUGAUUUAAUUAAAGGGAGAAUAUCCACAGCGCUACCUGCGUCUAAUUUGAAAUGUAUAGUUAUACGGGAAGGGCCAACGUUUAUUUGGACAAAUGCACGUUCAGUAGGAGAAGAAACAAUUACCGUGUCUAUGCAAAAUUCUGUAUUUUUCUCUGCAUCCGAAUCACUUUGUUUAAAUCCAUUUACUGAACUAACGUUAUGUACAUUCCUGUAUUUUGAUCUGCAUACACUGGCAAAAUGGUAAAACUUUCCACAAUUAUGACAUGUCAUGUUUUUGGCUGGACAGAUUUGAUGAUGUGUGUGUUUUUUUCGUCCACAAGUUUGAGCAGUUUCCAUCCUUGGAGUUUCCUGCUGCUUUUUGUUGCGCAGUUGGUUGUUGUUGUUGGUGAUGCUGAUGAUAGCGGUGGCGAUGAUUAGUGCGUAUAUUUCUCUGUUUGACUGCGUCUACAUUUUCUUUGCCUAUUGUUCUUAACUGUUCUUGGCAGUAUUCCAUAUUUUGCAUUAUGUGAAUUGUUUUGUCAAGUGUUAACUUGUCACCUUCGAUGAUCAAUUUUUUCUCUGGCUUUUGGGUUAUUUAUCCCAAAAACGAUUCUGUCACGGAUCAUUUCUUCAGGUUUGUCGAAUUGACAAUCUCUGACCCUUAUCCGUAGUCGUGUUAGGAAAGAGUCGAAGUUGUCAGAACCUUGUGUUUCGUUAUAAAAUUUGAAUCUGGCAAAUAUGGGGUUAAGUUUUAGCUGUACGUAAUUUCUAAACCGUGUGUAGUAGGUUUCUAAUUUUUUCUGGUCUUCUGCGGAUAUAUCGCCCCAUGUUUGGCAGACCUCUCUGCCUCUGCUUUCUACCCAGAUUAAAUGGUAGCUGACUUUCUGCUCUUCUCUUUUUUCUAAUAAUGGGCGGUGGAAGAUUAAUGUUGCGUGUUCUUCAAACUUUUGUCAUUCGUCUGGCAAAUUUGUACUGCCCCAAUUCAUUUGCGGCUGUGGAAUUCCCUCCAUUAUUCUAAUAAGUGUUUAAAAUAUACUUUAUAUGAGAGCUUAAUAAUCUUUUUUUUUUCACUUUUUUAUCCGAUUUUUACUUCUGACAUUCUUGUUUUUAUGUACGUAUAUUUAUUAUGGAUACGGAGUUCAGUAUUUCACGAAUGUGAAUAGAUUAAAGAAAGAACACAGAUGUGAGCUUAUCAAGUUUAAUCUCAGAACUGACUAGUGGCGGGAAUCGCCUGUCUAUACAUUCAAGCAUGAAUGGAAUAGUACUGAUAAUAUAAAGACCACGGUAAAAUAAUCAUGCAGGUUAAACAGAUAUCGUUACAGUGGUACACCACUCGUGAAACUAUUGCAUCUGGUGUUCACUCAGUGAAAUAUAUUUCAUUCUUAUGCAAAACGAACAAAUAUCCUCUAUUUAAACAGGCAUGUUUAAGCACAGACAAUUUACCAUUUAAAGCAAGGCAAUAUAUUUAUUAUUUUAUUUCAUCCAGUUAGACCCGAUUCUAUACUCUUGGCUGUUGUAUUAGUGGUAGGGUAGUUCCAAAAUUUGUGCAAGUGUCAAGUUUUUAGGAACACUGUAUAUUUCACUACAGAGCUAUAUUAUAAGAUUUCAUUUUUGAUUUAGACGAUUUCCUUUUCCUUGAUAAAUUUAAACAAGUGAAUAUGGAACUGCCCUGUUCAUAUAAGGGGCAUUUAAUGUCAAAUUGAAAGUAAGUAGCUAGAAAGUUUAGUUAUACUGAAUAGGCCUGUAGACUUGCCAUGCUUUCUAUAAGUAGCAUGUGCAUGUCACUGUGGCCAAAAAAUGUUCACCAUCUUUAAAGUAUAUUGGAAACAAGGGGACACAGAUUUUAAAUUUUAUAUUGAAUGAUAAAACAAGCGUGCAUUUAGCACAUAUACAUGUAAUAUAUGUUUGUGGCAUUUACUGCCAGUAACUGUGAUUACAUAUGUGUAACAUACGUACGUAUGCUGUAUUAACGUACAGAUGAAGUCUCUUCAAUAUUAUAUGUUUCUCUUGUUACUAAUUGUUAUAAUCAGACUCUUAUGUAAAUAAACAAUAUAAAAAAAUCA